This is a messenger RNA of Chanos chanos (milkfish), 1524 nucleotides long. RefSeq names its product paired box 7a (gene pax7a). Gene Ontology annotation, biological process: regulation of transcription by RNA polymerase II; anatomical structure development. The coding region runs from base 1 to 1524 and encodes 507 amino acids. Gene Ontology annotation, molecular function: DNA-binding transcription factor activity, RNA polymerase II-specific; RNA polymerase II cis-regulatory region sequence-specific DNA binding. Lineage: Eukaryota; Metazoa; Chordata; Actinopteri; Gonorynchiformes; Chanidae. The record is from RefSeq and is a predicted model, not a curated record. The transcript has 9 exons.
AUGGCUACUUUACCAGGAACAGUACCUCGAAUGAUGCGGCCAGCACCAGGCCAAAACUAUCCCAGGACUGGAUUUCCACUGGAAGUAUCGACACCGCUGGGCCAAGGUCGGGUGAACCAGCUGGGUGGAGUGUUCAUCAAUGGAAGGCCCCUGCCAAAUCAUAUUCGCCACAAGAUAGUAGAGAUGGCUCAUCACGGCAUCAGACCCUGCGUAAUCUCGCGACAGCUACGAGUUUCUCAUGGUUGUGUUUCCAAAAUUCUUUGUCGGUACCAAGAAACGGGUUCGAUUCGCCCUGGUGCAAUAGGCGGAAGCAAACCCAGGCAAGUGGCAACACCUGACGUUGAAAAACGAAUUGAGGAAUACAAGCGAGAGAAUCCAGGAAUGUUUAGCUGGGAAAUCCGGGACAAACUUCUGAAGGACGGCGUCUGUGACCGAAGCACGGUUCCUUCAGGUGAGGCCUCAUCUGUGAGCUCUAUCAGCCGGGUUUUGAGAGCGAGAUUUGGCAAGAAGGAUGACGAUGACGAUUGUGAUAAAAAAGAUGAGGACGGGGAAAAGAAAACUAAGCACAGCAUCGAUGGCAUUCUUGGCGAUAAAGGCAACCGAACAGAUGAGGGCUCAGAUGUGGAGUCAGAACCAGAUUUGCCCCUGAAGAGGAAACAGCGGCGCAGUCGCACCACUUUCACUGCUGAGCAGCUGGAGGAGCUGGAGAAGGCCUUUGAGAGGACACACUACCCAGACAUCUAUACCAGAGAGGAACUCGCUCAACGGACCAAACUCACAGAAGCACGUGUGCAGGUGUGGUUUAGCAACCGGAGGGCCAGAUGGCGCAAGCAGGCGGGAGCGAAUCAGCUGGCUGCAUUUAAUCACCUGUUACCAGGAGGUUUCCCUCCCACUGGAAUGCCAACCUUACCUACCUACCAGCUUCCCGAGUCCACCUACCCAAGUACUACACUCUCACAGGAUGGCAGCAGCACGUUGCAUCGGCCGCAGCCUCUCCCACCCUCGUCCAUGCACCAGGGUGGUCUCUCCGCAGACAGCAGCUCUGCCUACGGCCUCUCGUCCAACCGCCACACCUUCUCCAGCUACUCCGACACCUUCAUGAGCCCGUCGGCCUCCAGUAACCACAUGAACCCUGUCAGUAACGGCCUCUCCCCACAGGUGAUGAGCAUUCUAAGUAACCCCAGCGCUGUGCCAACCCAACCCCAGCACGACUUCUCCAUCUCUCCCCUCCACAGCAGCCUGGAGUCGUCCAACCCCAUCUCAGCCAGCUGCAGCCAACGCUCUGACCCCAUCAAGAGCGUCGAUAGUCUGGCCUCCUCGCAGUCCUACUGUCCCCCUACCUACAGUGCCACCAGCUACAGCGUUGACCCAGUCACUGCUGGAUACCAGUAUAGUCAGUACGGCCAGACUGCGGUCGACUACCUGGCUAAGAAUGUUGGCCUCUCCACUCAGAGGAGGAUGAAGCUGGGAGACCAUUCUGCUGUGCUGGGACUACUGCAGGUGGAGACUGGACAAGCUUAUUGA